UAUGUCUUAUUAAUUUGGAGGAAGCCAACUUUAAACUUAGAGCGUACCAAAUGCAAAAUAUAAAACAAUGUUAUGUCGACAUUAUUUAGGUAUAUAAAUGUCUAAGAAAAGCUACAAAAUAAUGUGCUAUUGGAGCUAAAUGCUAAUUUGCUCAUGGUACAUAAGAACAAAGAUAAAUGAAUGGUAUGGAUUUUAAUCAUUAAUAUCAGAUCCUUUACCUGCUUCUGCUUUAUCAGCUAUGGCUAGUGGAAUAGAAUAACCAGUCAAUAAACCUCAAACAUCUGUAUUUUAAAGUAUAAAUUGAAGAAUUUAAAUUCAGUUCCUUGCAAAUAUCAUGCAUAAAAUUAUUGUAAAAAUGGAUCUAAUUGUUAAUAUAUGCAUGGUAUUAAACUUAAUUUAUAUGAGAUCCUGAUUCUGUUUAAUAACAAAAUACAAUCAAUUAAUAAUAAAUGUAAGUGAUCUCUUCGCCACUUCCUUAAACUAAACCAGAAGAUCCAAUGUAAAUAGUGUUUUAGCACAUUUUGAUUGAGAUGCAACAAAUAUUUCCAUAAGAUGUGAGUUAUAUAUAUAAAGUAUAGGAAAUAAUAUAAAAAUUAAAGAUAGCCUUUGAUUAAACUAAAAUAGGAAAUCUUAUUAAUGCUUCUGAAUGUAUAAAAAGUAUUAUACAUGCUCCAGAACGUACACAUGAGGAACUACUUAAAUAUACAAAUCUCUAUAAUUAGGCUAUAUAGUAUUUUAAUCAAAUCUCAUAAGUGAAUUGA
Messenger RNA from Paramecium pentaurelia, 761 nucleotides. NCBI's taxonomy places the organism in Eukaryota, Ciliophora, Oligohymenophorea, Peniculida, Parameciidae. The record is from the annotation of a GenBank genome assembly.